Molecule: messenger RNA, 858 nt
Organism: Penicillium macrosclerotiorum
Lineage: Eukaryota; Fungi; Ascomycota; Eurotiomycetes; Eurotiales; Aspergillaceae
Product: RTA1 domain-containing protein
Exons: 3
Cellular component (GO): membrane
Source: RefSeq, a predicted model, not a curated record
AUGAAUUUCACCUUCUACUAUUACACGCCGUCAGCUGCGGCUGCAGGCAUCUUUACUGCUUUAUUUGGGCUGAGCAGCCUCAUGCACUUUUACCAGCUCGUCCGAACCCGCACAUGGUUCAUGAUUCCAUUCUUGAUCGGAGCGAUCCUCGAGACUAUUGGUUACGUUGGACGCCUUCUAUCCUCCCUCGAAUCCCCUGGUUUUACGAAAGGGCCGUAUAUCAUGCAAAGCGCUCUGAUCCUAAUCGCACCGGCUUUUCUUGCUGCGAGCAUUUACAUGACCCUUGGACGCAUUAUCUAUAUGCUUGAUGCAGAGAAAUGUUCUUUCAUAAGCCUCAAAUGGCUCACCAAGAUAUUUGUUACUGGCGACGUCUUAUCUUUCUUGAUGCAAGCUUCAGGUGCGGGCCUUAUGGUCUCAAAUUCAAAUGACCCAUCCACCGGUGAACACGUCAUCAUCGGCGGUCUCUUCGUGCAAAUCAUCUUUUUCGGCUUUUUUAUGAUCAGUGCGGUGAUCUUCCAGAGCCGUAUCACUAGAAACCCAACAGCACGGUCAAUUGAGCUGGAAAAUAUCUGGCGUCGCCAUAUGUUUUCGCUCUAUAUGGCUAGUUUAUUGAUUCUUAUUCGCUCAAUUGUACGUGUGGUUGAGUACCUACAAGGCUAUGAUGGAUACUUGAUGAAGAAUGAGGUCUUUAUCUAUGUAUUUGAUGCUCUCUUGUUGUUUGUGACGGUACUACUCAUCCAGUAUACGCACCCUAGUGAGAUAAACUGCUUGAUAGGUCGCGGUGACAAGUAUUCCGAGAAGAUUGUGCGAGUGCAGAAAUUUGUUCCUCAAUCUGCCCUUGAAAUGGAUCGCAUGGAG